UUCAACCUUCUUCUGGGAGCAUUUCAAUUCCUGUUGAAAUUGCUAUCAUACCUUUACCUUCUGAGCGCGACAUUCGAUGAGUUUGAUCCAGAACCAAGACAUGGGCGCCAGUCUUCCACCUUCACCAACCUCGUCUUCGUCCUCCUCCCUCUUUGCUGCCGUAGACAUGGGCACCAACUCCUUCAAGCUCCUCAUUGUCCAUGCCAACACAUCCGGCAAAUUCCUCACUCUCAGCCACCUCAAAGAAUCCGUCGUCCUCGGCCUCAGCUCCGCCCCAACAACCCCACUUGCCCUCCAAACCCUCCAAGGCUUCCAAGCAAUCUUAUCCUCUCACCAUGUCAUUCCCAACCAUACUCGCUGUGUUGCCACUGCAGCAACACGCGAGGCAGCUAAUAGAAAUGAGUUUGUUCGGUGUGUCAAGGAAAAGACUGGUCUUGAAGUUGAGGUGUUGUCAGGUGAGGAGGAAGCCCGGCUUGUGUACCUGGGUGUGCUUCAAUUCCUGUCAGUUUUUGGGAAAUCGGUGGUGGUUAUAGAUAUUGGAGGUGGGUCUACUGAGUUCGUUGUUGGGAAGGAAGGGAAAGUUAGUUUUGGGGCUUCAUUGAAGUUGGGGCAUGUGAAUUUGACUGACAAGUUUGUGAAACAUGGCCUUGUUGGGCAAAUGAGGGAGUAUGUUAGAUUAGUUAUACGAGAAUCUGGGGUGGUAGAGAAAAUCAAGGAGUGUGGAUUUGAGAUGGUAGUUGGGUGUUCUGGUACGGUUCGUGCAAUUGAGAAGGCUGUGUUUUAUGGUUACGCGAAAAGUGAUGUGUUUGAGAAUGAUAAUGAGGUUUUCUCUGGGGAGUGCAAGAGGGAUUGGGCUUGGAGGUUUACUAGAGAGGAAUUGAGGGGUGUGGUUGAGAGGGUAUGUGAGGGAGGGGAGAAAGAGAAGGUGAGGAGAGAGGGGAUGUUUAAGAGUCGGUCAGAGUUUAUAGUGGCGGGGGCGGUGUUGUUGGAGGAAAUAUUUGAGGUGAUUGGGAUUAAGGAAAUGGAAGUUUCUGGAUAUGCAUUGGGGGAGGGUGUUAUUGCUGAGAGUUUAGCAAAGGUGUAUGGUGGCUAUGAUUUGAAUGCCAAUGCAAGGUGGAGGUCUGUUGUGUGGCUUGCUACAAGGUUUAAUAGCAAGAAGAGGAUGAGAGCUGCUGCUCAGUGUGCUGGGAUUGCAAAGGAGAUUUUCGAAGGCUUAAGAAAAUAUGAACAGGUUGCCGCCUCCUUGGAUGAGAUGGAUUUUGAAUAUCUUGAAGCUGCCUGUUUGCUUCACAAUAUUGGCCUUUUCACUGGCAAAAAGGGUUACCAUAAGCAGACUUAUCGUGUAAUCAUGGAUGGUGGUCUUCAAGGUUAUAAUACUGAGGAGGUCAAGUUAAUAGCGUUACUCACAAGAUAUCACCGGAAGAAAUUUCCAAAAUCUGAUCAUGCUUCUUUAAAGGAAUUCUCUAAAGAGGAAAAGCAGAAAUUCAGAUCUCUUUGCGCAAUUAUACGUGUUUCUGUAGCAUUGCAACAGCAUCAAUGUGUAAACAUUCAAAAAAUGACUUUUUCACAUUCUCAUGGAGGUUUCAAACUGGAAAGCAGUGUUCUAAAUGAUCAAAAUCUGCUGCCUACUACCAUACAACCUUUAAUUGGGGACAGUUUUCCAGAAGUAAGACAAGAGUUAGAAAACUUUAAAAAGGUAUUUCUGCAAGAAUUGUCAGUAGUAGUUCAUUCAAGCACUUCAGAAUCAUCGCAGCCAUAAGAAUACUUGUGCAGGAGGCAUCUAUUACUCUCAAUCUGCUGCUAAACAUGAUACAACCUAUAGAGAAGAUCCCAUUGAUGAUUCAAUGUUUUCGUCUUAAAAAUAAGCUGUAGCUGGUAUGUAGGACCUAUUUUUCUUCACAUGAUGCAAUUCUUAUGGUUGAUUUGAUGACAUUAAUAGUUAUUCAUGUGAUUGUACACUGUGCAUCUUAAUUGAGAUUAUGCAGACUUUUGAACUGUGGAAGAAUAGUUUUGUUGUUAGUAGGAGCACUUCAGCGGACGCCGGGCUGAGAGAUAUUGGAAACAAAUAUCAGCAUGAAUAUCAAGUGGGUUUGUGGCCCAAGUGGCGUGGAUCAAGUGAAGGAAAGCAAGAACUUAAUAAAUUGAAGACAUAAUGCACGUGUGAGUAUUUAUUUUAGACUCCCGAACAUGCAACAUAAUUGUAGCUGCUUUGGUCUUCUUUUAAUUGUCAAGAAAGCAUGAAACAUGGAACUUUGUGUCUUGAAUACAUGUUACAUUUAAUUUGGAUUCUGAGGUAGAGAACUUUCUCGUCAAGGGCUCAAACUAAGCCAAAUAAUUUUGUUUGGCAUAGGCUUCGUUUGUUAAUGUUUUUUAAAUGGUGUUUUUUUUUUUUUGAAAGAGCGUUUUUGAUGUAACCUAAAGGUGAUAGUAGUUUUGAGUAUUUUGGGUUGUUUGUUAAUGUUUUUGUUUUGAAAAGGGAAAACAGAAAGGGAAAAGUAUUAUCAAACAAAGUUUAACCCUGUGGUACCAUUAUGACAUGAAUGUGAUUAUGACCGGUACCGGAUUACAUGACACGUAUGAUUCACGAAUAGCACGACAAACCACACAACACAGUGUGGGCUAUCAGUCAAGUGACCUUCACCAAAUUGUACGCCCAAGGUGAUGGUCUUUUGUUCCGCUAUUAUGGUCCACUGAUCAAGGAUAUCCUACUGCAUGCAGCUCUCUUGAGGCUACAGGAUUGAGCUCAUGAGGUACUUCGGGACGUGCCAACUUGCGCCGCGCAGGGUUUAAGAAAUACAAAAAUAACCCAAGGGGUAAAACAAGUUUCAAUAAGAAAUA
This is a messenger RNA of Corylus avellana, 2838 nucleotides long. Its product is annotated as Ppx-GppA phosphatase. Gene Ontology annotation, molecular function: pyrophosphatase activity. The record is from RefSeq and is a predicted model, not a curated record. NCBI's taxonomy places the organism in Eukaryota, Viridiplantae, Streptophyta, Magnoliopsida, Fagales, Betulaceae.